AGGGCUUGUACAGUUUGCCCCCGACCGCCAGGUGGAUGGCAUCAGAGCGCUUGCUGGUCGUGGACUUUGGGAAGAGACUACGCCAUCUCGCGCAGGAGACUGCCUGGCAAGAUGCGCUUUUCCUGCUGGAGACGAUGCCUGAAGCGCGCGUGGCUGCGAACCAGGUGUGCUACAACUCGGUAAUGACUUGCUUGACCUGGCGCAGCGGUCUGGCGCUCGCGCAGCACAUGGAGCAGUGCCAGCUGGCGCCCGACCAGGUCAGCCGGGGGAUCCUGCUGCGAAACUGCCAGGACUGGUGCUGGGGCAUUCAGCUACUGAAGGCAUGGCCGGACGUUGAGGUGAACAUCAUAGCCUUCAAUAGUUUUCUGAACUUGUGCACUUGGCAGCUGGCGCUUAUGGACGCCUCCCGGCUCGACCCCAACCUCACCACCUGCAACACCCGGAUCAACGCCUGCAGCGAGCACUGGGAGAUUGCCGCAACGCUCCUGGCCGGAAGCUACGGCAGAAGGAAGUUGGAUGGUAUCAGCUACAACAGCAGCCUCAAGGCCUACGCCGAAGCAGGGCGUUGGCGCGCGGCGCUGGAGCUGCUGCCGCUGAUGGCGCGGCGCCGGGCGGCCGCCACAGCCAGAAGUUACAGCAGCUCCAUCUCAGCUUGCGGACUGGGGCUUCGCUGGAAGAGCGCGCUGCUUGUGCACUCCUCUGACACGAUGUCGGGCGAGAACUCGGUGUGCAGCAAUGGUGCGGUGGCUGCAUGUGCUCAAGCAGGACACUGGAUGUGGGCGCAAAGCAUUUGGCAGAGGAUGCGCGGGUUGCAGAUUGCCACAGUGGUCAGCUACAGUGCGGUGCGCCCAUCUGGCUGGCCGGAAUCGCUGCUGAUGCUCAGACACCUUAGACAGGCCGAGCUGGAAGCGAGCGCCAUCAGUUUCAACACGGUUAUGGACUCCUGUGGCAAGGCAGAGGCGUGGCCGUUGGCUUCGCAGCUGUUGGCAACCAUGAGUGACCUUUGCUUGGCCUUUACACCAGUGAGUGUCACCACCCAGCUGGCGGCGCUGGCAGGGACGGCCUGGGAGCGGGCGCUGGAGGUGGAGGGUUUGGUGGAGGAGGCAAGCUACAACGCGAUGAUGGAUGCGUUGGCUUGUGCUUCACAGUGGCAGCGGUGCCUGUGUGUCCUCGAGAGUAUGGAGGAGGAGGUGCCGCCCGGGCCCAUCUCCUUCAACUGUGCCAUCAAGGCCUGCGCCAAUGGUGCCGCCUGGGAGGCAGCUCUUGGAGUACUGGACUGCAUGGAGGCGCGGCGCCUGGAGGUGUCCGCAGUGGGCUGUAGCAGCGCGGUCAACGCCUGCGAGAAGAGCGGCAGGUGGCAGCUGGGGCUGGCGCUGCUGCACGCCUUUGCCGGCAAGGUACAACCCGAUGUCGUGAGUUGCAACAGUGCAAUCAAUGCAUGUGGCCGUGCCGGGCAGUGGUGGAGAGCAUUCUUUAUUCUGUGCUCCAUGACUGCCGACCUCGUUACCUACAGCUCCAUCAUUGGCGCCUGCGCUGUGGGCGCCGCGUGGGUUACUGCGCUGACAGUUUUCAGCUCAAUUCCCAGGUGCAUCGAAGGGGAAGUGGUGUGCGCCACUUUGGCCGCCUGCCAGCGGAGCUCCCAAUGGCGUGCGCCGCUGGCGCUGCUUGGCGGGCGACUCGUUGGCACCAUUGGCUACAACAACAUACUCAGCGCGUGUGCGCAAGAAACGCAGUGGCGACGUGCACUGCAUUUGGUCGUGCACAUGCCGGAGUGGGCUAUCCAACCCGACGAAUUCAGUUUUGGCAGCGCCGUCCACGCCUGCGAAAGCGGCCGCUGGAUGGAAGCCUUGUGGCUACUGGCGCAGCUGCGGAUUUUGGAGAUCUUGCCGAACAGCUUGAUCUUGAGCUCCUGCCUGGCGGCCUGCAACAACGGGAAUCAGUACCGCCGAGCCCUGCAGCUUUUGGAGCGCGAAUUCGACAACUUCAACGCCGCGAUGUUGGGCUGCGCCGUGCGGGCGGCGGAAGCGUUGCAUGAGCCCAGUGCUGCCAGUUUGGUGGCUGAGCUUCAGCGCCAGAACUUGCAACUGCUGAGCUCCAGCGCCAAAAGCGAGCGAGGGCCAAACCCGCCAGGUGCCACUGCCAGGUGCCUUGCGGCAUCUUUCACGACGACGGCCGCAUCGCAGCCAUCCUGGAGGAUGCCAUGA
Effrenium voratum is the source of this 2204-nucleotide messenger RNA. The record is from the annotation of a GenBank genome assembly. NCBI's taxonomy places the organism in Eukaryota, Dinophyceae, Suessiales, Symbiodiniaceae.